AUGCCGCACCUGCCCCUGAAAUCUCUGACUACUGCUGCUGCCAGUGGCCCUGACGAUCCCGUGUUGCAUUGUUUAGUCUUCGCCGCAGGUUACCGUACGGAGCAUCUUGUUCUGAACGUCUCCAGCCAGGUCGACGAAACUGCACUCACUGCUCAGGUUGCUACAGCUUCUGCUUUAGUUCAGCGCCUGUCCCCUGCACACCUGCUGCCUGCUAGGCCCCAGCCAGGAUGUGGCUACGCCAGUUUUCUUGUCGUGCCCGACUGGGUACCCGAAGACCGCCGCCAAGUUGUAUUGCUCGACUUCUCGAGGUUACGCGGCCCCACCUAUGCUCACGUUUUCCACAACCCACUCACUUAUCGGGAUCUGGAAACAGCAGUCGCUAUGCGUACUGAUGAGCUAUGGCACGCCUACAUGCCCAACGAGUUUGAGCCACUUGCUGCAGGCAGCGAGGCCCAUCUUGCAGGCGGUGAUGUGAUCUGUAUCUCGCCGAGAGACGAGCCGCUCAUACGAGAUGCAGACCUCUCCGUCCUUCUUGCCAGCCCGUCAGCGUGGCAGCGCGAACCGGACCAGAUCCUACUUGAGCGACCAACCUCAGCUUGGCUCGUCAUUAUGCCACAGACAGUGUGCAGCUUCCCGUUCUACGGGACCUUUACCGAUGAUCUACAGCAGGCCAUUGCCGACCAUAUGGACCGCCAAGUACAACAUGUUAGCUUCGGGCACCCAACUGAGCCAUUAGCAGACGUUGUGCACCAUGGCUUGUUGUACGACAAAAUCUGUGCCGUCGAUUUUAGAGCGGAGCACCUGCCCCCUGGUCCGAAUCUAGGGUCUUUCGUGUUCCUCGAUGCUCGUCAGACCGCCAGGGGGCUGGGCUUUCUCUUCGAGGGAGAUGGAUUGGUUGUCCCUACGCAAGACGGCGUACGCAUGCUUGGCCUUCGCCCGCCACGGGGCUUCCGGACAUUCGCCGAGCACGACCUGCUGCGGCGGGAGGGCCUACCAGUCGCUGAUGGACGUGUACUUACCCUUGGCUAUGAGUAUGAGGACGCACCCGUUGAUGCUGCUUCAGUUGCAUCGCCACGCACAGCCUGUCCUGCAUCUGCUGCCAAUGCAUGCCCUUUGACAGCUGCGUCAGCUCCAGUGCCGCCUCACGUCGGUCUUGGGUCACCUAUACAUGUGGGGUUCCUCGUUCUCUGUCCUAGAGUUGCGCCUGCCACCUACGAGCUCUCGCUUGACAUUCCUUGCACACCUCAGCGGGCGUGCGAUGCACUUCUGGCACGGCGCCGCGAGCUUCUCGAAACCACAUAUGAACACCUUGUGGUGGCACAACCCCAACCCGACUCGCGAUUUUGCACCUUUAUCGCGCUGCCAGGGUGGGCCACUCAGGCUGUGUGCGUCAUUGUUGACGCUCGUGCUAUCGACGGCAGGCUUUUCGCUGCAUGCUUCGAGAGCGGCAUUUAUCCCGGCUCCGUUUUGGCACAAGUGAGUCUCAAGCCUUCAUUAGGCUUUAGAGUUGCGCACCAAGGUCAUCUGCACCAGGCACAUGAGGCACUGUUUCUGAGCAAAGGAGACGUCAUUUUUCUCCUUCCCGCACAAGCUGCUUUGCCAGGUGUCUCUUGGUUGCCGGAUAUGCUGAACCAGCCCGACGGCUGGCACCUGCCUGUGCCUGAUUUCGGUGGCUUUCUUCAGACGCCCUUCUAUCUGCUCACCGACGCCUGGAAUACCAUUGUCGAUUUUCCUGCUUCGGCUUCGACGUCGUAUGUUGCCCUGCGACAGUUUGCGGUUGCCUUUCUCCGUUAUGAAGAGCAUCGUGCAUCCUUGCAGACCCUACACCCCAGGGUAGCUGACUACAACUUCCAGGGUUUUGUGUGCAGAGCCGUGUUGAUCGCCACUGAGCAGCCCAUCGGGCCGCCGCUUCCUCCGGCCCGGCCCCGGCCGCCUUGCAUUGCAUAUGCUGUGGACCGGCGCGCCAUGCUUGCCGAUAUCACUUGGCACAUUGCACCGACCGGAAGGGUCGACUUGGACCUUCUCCUCCAGGAGUUCGACCCAAUGCCCUCCGGCUUCUAUACCUCUGUCCUGAAAGUCGCCUACGAGGACGACUUGCUUGAGCCAGGAGCCACUGAGGGGCCUAUUCCUCCAGAUGACGAGUCCGACGCGGACGACUCCAGCAGCACGUCUUCUGUGCCACCAGUCCGUAGGCAGCACAUUGCCCAUCGCCUUCGCUGUGCCAAGCUCCUUCUGGAACCGCAAUCCGACAGCGCUGCUUCCCGCCAUGCCCUUGCUGUCCUUCGGUAUUUCGCUCCGCGAUUAGGCGAAGCCUGGCGCUACCUGCCAGCUGCAGAUGCGGAAGUGAUUCCUGGCUCCAGCGAUUCAGAGGAUCCUGAGGACGCAGACAUCGCAGAUCGUCUUGCGCUCUUUGCACUGUAUGCACCUGGGUAUGCCCCUGAACAUGUCGCUGUUUUUAUCCGCUACCCUGCUACCCUUAUCGAAGCCUUGGACACAGUCCAUCAUGCCCGCAACAGUGUGCACAGUCAAUGGUUCCAUGUUCUGGCACCAGCGGAGCCUCAGCCACAGCAGGGCAUAGGUGUUGUGGUCGCGAUCGCUGAUUGGCAACGACAGGGGCAGAUAGUCUGUCUAGACACAACGCGCCUUGAUGGCCGCCGAUUUGCUGUGGCUGCGCCAAGCUAUGCCGAUAAGAUAGCCCUUCUGCAUCUUGCUGACAUCCAAUUUAACCUUGGUGUAGCAGUUUAUGUGGGGGAUGGCCCACAGCCCCUGGGCACCGACGUGCGGGUCCACCUGUGGACCGGGCUUGUUGUCUUCUUUACACCGCCCGAGUUUGUCCCACCGCGGCCACUAUCGCUUGCUUGGAUGCUUACAGAUUGGCGUAUGUGGCGCCGCAGUAUGCCAGCUGCCGAACAUGCUGCGCCAGAUGCAUAUGCCCUUGUUUACCACGAUGAAAUAGUUCUGCAUUUGACCGACCCUCGGCGGCCCACUCGGCACCGCCCACAAGUCGCCGCGGCACUUGGCAUCCCACUUGCUUCCCUACAGUUGGUUCCUGCUGUGCCGCGUGUCACCGAUGCCACUCUCAAUGGCCUCCUGUGCCGCACCAUACUUGCUGUUUGCAAUGGGGCAGAGACAGGGCCCCCUCCAUGGUGUGCGGUGCUGCUUGACCUGCGCGCCCUCGGACGCGGCUGGCAGACUUUUAUCGCCAGGCGGCACCGGCUCUCUUGCGACACUCUACGUGUCGAUCUUGGACAGGGUUCCCCCGAAGGUUGGCAGGCUUGUCUACACAACAUCCCUGACGGCCUGGACGAGAUCGAUGUCUACCCAGGUCAGGUACUUGUUGCCUUUUAUCGUAUAGGCCGCGUUGCAAUCCCUGCUGCCAGGGUUACAGGACACGCGUCGGCAGGGCCCUUGGACCAGCAACAUGCUGCCGUCACUGCCGCGCCCGAUGAUGAUGCCCCCCUACGUCACCCCACAGGCCCUCCCCAGUCUUUUGGUCCCACUGCAAAUCCGUCAGGCUCUGCUGCCUCCUCCGGCCUACCCACUGCGGUUUCGGAUGACACUGCUGUAGCAGAUGGUUCUGCUACUGCCCCGGCCGUCGAUUUGCCUGACGCGUAUCUCCCCGGAACCUUUUUUGUCUUAGCACAGGACUACUGCCCCGAGCUAGUCCAUGCGCGUUUGCCAGUUGGUUGUCCGGAGAACCUCGCACUUGAGCGGGUCGGGGCCGCAAGAGCUCCAUUUUCCAGGCUGUGCAUGCCAAGGCUCGUUGUGGCAUAUCCGCAAACAAUCCCUGGCGUUGCGUUCAUUCUUGCACUCCCUUUCUGGACCCCAGAUGGAGUCACCAUCGCGUGCGACUUGACGCGGAUCAAUGGAGCUGUCUUUGCGUUGCAGCUCCCUCGUGUGGCUCGGAGGGAUGACUUGCUCCGAGCGCUUGGAGUGGCCGCUGAUGCGGUUGUCGACCUUUAUCUCCGCGACCUUCCCUGGCCCCUUCCCAGGGGUGCAGUCUACGACUUGCGAACAGGUGACACCGUUGUUGUCACGCCUGUCGCCCAGGCUGCACAUGUCCCUAUCCCAACCCGAUCCCUUGGUGCGCUGCUCGCCUCUCCUCAUGACUGGAAUCCUGACUGGGCCCCCGACGCGGUCUACCAGGACACCGUGUGGCUUCUCGCAGACACUGGAAACUUCAUGUUUAUCGUGCCCCCAGGGCGGCGUUCGUUUUUCAGGGACGACGUUGCAGCCGCUGUGCACGCAAGGCCUGACAGCCUUAUGCUUGUCGCGCCCGAUCCAGCUAUCAGGGACCAUGCCGCCCAAGGGGUUCUCUCCCUCAAUGUCAUCGCCGUGCUUGGAGCGGACCCGCUCAACCAUGAAGCAAGACAUGGGGGUGUCCUCUGCUACAUCGACGGCAGGCCUGCCCUCAGCGGCAUUACCAGGCUUGCCACUGGUUCCACCGGACCAGAUGGCCACGGGCAGACUUCCUGGCGUACCGAUGCAGGCACUGGUGGCACCGAACGGCCCGGAGAUGUUGCUGCCCCUCCGCCUGGCAGCACAGCUGCCGUGUCGACUUCUUUUGAUACAUCGCGCGGAAACCAUGUCAGUCGAGUAGUUAAGUGGCGACAAGUGAGUAGCUUGGCGUUCACCUCUAUCCUCCUGCAUGGUGGUUUGCGACUUAUUUCCUGCUCGCUCGCCAUUGUGCGUGCUUUGGGUGCCCUUGGAGUGCUUCUUGCCCUCCUUCCAGCGCAGUUGAUUCGAGGACACGGUAGGGGGAGACACCCCGGCUGGCCGCCUCUCCUCGUCCUUCUCCUGCUUGCCGCCGUCACAAUACCUGUUGUUACCGCUGCACCCACCGAUACAACACCUGGUGACAUUGGACUACCCCCUGCCCUUCCGCCCUGUCGCCACGCCGUGUCGAACGCGGCGGCCAGCAUGCAGCCCCACAGAGCGCCGCCCCUUGCACAGACCCGGCCGCGCCCCGGCAUAGCCCUCGGCCUGCCUACCCUUCUUGACCUCGCUGCUGAGCGAGACAGUACCUGGGCCUUUCUCGCCUCUACUUUGCUCGAGACUCUAUUUGAGCACUGUGCACACGCAGCCCCCGCCGCUGCGUCUCGCAGCUGCGUUGCGCAUUCCAAAGGGUCUUCUGAGAGACCCGAGCGUGUCAUCCAGCUCGCUGAGGCCGUGCCGCUCACGGACUACCAAACGGACUGCCUGGAGCUUCAGACCCUCGUCCCAGCUGUCGCUGCAGCCAGUGAUCCGGAUUGGCUAGACAAUGAUUUACGGCCCCUAUGCACCGCCCCUGAUACCUCCCCAGAGGUCAAAGCGGCGAUCCCAACUUUUGCCUAUUGGCACACCAACGGUGCCAGCGGCAGCAACGCAGCUACUAGCGUACACGUCUAUACAGACGGUUCCGCUUGUGGCAAGCAUGAGCCCCUUGCAAGUGCACCCUGUGGCUGGGCAUUCAAUGUCUGGGUCGAGACCGCUGGCACCUGGUAUUUCUACGGCUUCGCCGCGGGUACUGCUGUUGCCCCUUUCACCAGGUUUUUUCUGGGCGAAUCGGAUGACUCACCGCUUACUAGUGAGUUGCUCGGCAUCGCUUGGGCACUAACGUGGAUUAUUGAACAUGGCCCCACCUUCUGCUGUCCUGUUCACCUCCACUAUGAUUGCACUGCCGCAGGGGAGGGUACUUUCGCCCAUGCGCUGCCUUCUAGAGUGUCAGGAGUCACCGGCGGCCCGUGCCUUAGCCAUGUUACUGUGGCCCUCCGGCACAUUGCUGAGACCCGUGUUACCCUUACCUCUGAUUACACCCCGGGACACCAAGGUGUGCUAGGUAAUGAGCUUAGUGACGCACUUGCCAAGUACACCCGCAGACAGAUUCCCCCGAUCGAUGAACGUGUCCUGCCUGAAUGGCCUGGCUGCCUCGUUGCACAUAAGCUGUUUGAUUGGGCUUGGCUUGCUCAUAUAGCUGCCCCAGACCUUCCCACGCUUUUUGCGUUCGAGUCUGAAGCACGGCGGCUUCAAGCUCUCGCUCCUGAGCCCCGGCCGCCACCUCGAUGUGGGGUUGUGCGCUCACAGGAUCAGCCGCCACAAUCUGUCCGAUAUCAUAUCACCGCGGUGACCUUCAAUGUCUUGACUCUCCUUGAGAGUGCCCAUGCCAAAAGACAGGCCAAGGUGCACGCCGGUCUCCGUAUUCUUGGCCGCCGACAUGUGAUUCUGCGCCAGCUGCAAUCACAGAGUGUACUCUUCGCCGGCCUACAAGAGACAAGGGUUCAGGAUACCGCCCAGCUGCCAGACCGGACACACAUUCUGCUCCAUUCAGGGGCUAACGAGGCCGGUAACUACGGAUGUGCCCUCUGGAUCAGUAAGGAUAUUCCAUAUGCAACUGUUGCCGGUAAGCCUCUUUGCCUGGAACCCCAGCAUUGCACAGUUUCAGCAACCUCUCCUCGACAUCUUGUCGUCUGUGUUGAGGCACCAUAUCUGCGCCUCGGGGUCCUUGUUGUGCAUGCACCUUCGGACCCGCAAGACGAACAUGGCAUCCUUCAUGCCUUCUGGGCUGCCAGGACCCAGGAUUUAGGCCGCCUGCCCAAGGAUGUCCCAAUCCUGUUGCUAGCUGACGCUAACUCCCGCCUAGGUAGCCUUGAGAGCGAAGCUGUUGGGUCGCAUCAUGCAGAAACCGAGACCCCUGCCGCUGCCCACUUUCACAGCUUCCUUCUGCGCAAUGGGUUGUGGCUUCCAGCUACCUUCCCGGAAGCGCACAAUGGCGCUUCAUGGACAUGGCAAUCCCCUCACGGAGACCAGCACCGCAUCGACUAUGUUGGCAUUCCCCAGUCCUGGGCCCGUUUUGUUUGUCGUUCUCGGGUGUGGCACACCUUUGAGGCUCUGCAGAGACGGUGCGACCACCUACCUGUCAUCCUUGAGUGCACUUUUGCACGAGAGGGUCGGUCACAUACCGCCGAUGCCUUUCGUCGGAUAGCCUGUCGCCCCAAUGACCUUGACCCCGAUGUGGAUCGGCAAGCUUUUUCCCAGGCCGUGCACUCUGCCCCACUUGUUGCCUGGACUGCGGACGUCGACAGUCAUUUUGCUUCUUUUGUGCGGGUCUGGACGGCUGCCGGGCGCAGUGUCCAGCCCCAUUCCCCUGCCAGACCCCAACAGAGCUUCCUCACCGCACAUACCCUUGGUGUUAUCAGAGCCCGCAAGGACACUCGCUUAGCCCUAAGGGUCGCGGAAAAGGAGCUCCAACGGCGCCUUCUUGUCACCGCGUUUGCUGCUUUUACCCACUCUAGAGCAGGUUCACGGCUUACUGCCACCGAUGUUGCUGCUACAUGGCACUGGGUUAAACAAGCCAACCAACGGCUUGCCGUUACAUGGGGUCAACUCAACCGGCUUGGCACCGAUGUUCGCCAGGCUGUCAAGACUGAUCGCUGCCGCUACCUCGAGAAACUUGUCUCUGAGGUUGGACAGGCAGAUAUGCGUGAUCCGCGCCAUCUCUACCACUGUGUCCGGAAGGCCUUUCCCAAGGCUGCAUCGGCUAAGCGGUCACGCUUCACGCCGCUCCCAGCGGUAGCACUCGCUAACGGCGAGUUGGCUACCACCAGAGCGGAGCGUGCUGCUCGGUGGAACGGCCAUUUCGCCGCCCAGGAAUGCGGCGAAACUGUUACUCCCUCUGCUUACGCCCAGCAAUUCGCGACGGAUGGUCAACACCGUUCCUCUGUCGUGCCGGCUUUUGAUCCCCUUCUGCUUCCCUCUCUUGGUGAACUAGAAGGGUCGGUGCUCCAACUCAAGAGAGGCAAGGCUGCUGGCCCGGACGGUGUGACGUCAGAGUUGCUCAAGUUAGCGGUACCGACGGCUGCGCGCCAGCUGCUACCUCUUUUCGUCAAAAGCUUGCUUACCCUGCGUGAGCCUAUUGAGUUCAAAGGAGGAGCUUUGAUGACAUUAGCGAAGAAAGCGUCCGCCGCCUUCGAGUGCGACAAGUAUCGGAGCAUUCUCCUAUCUAGCGUGCCGGGGAAGCUGUUGCACAAAAGCCUGAGAAAGCGCAUCACACCCCUCCUCCGGCGAGUUGGACAUGACCUCAUGGGCGGAGUCCACCCAGGGGUAGGGGUGGACUCAAUAGCCACUGCUGUGCGUAGUUUCCAAGCGCACGCUCAUGCCCUUGGUGAGCACCCAGCCGUUGUAUUUUUUGAUGUUCGUGCGGCCUACUACCAAGUAGUGCGAGAGACCCUUACCAGCGCCACUCCAGAUGACUUUGUCAUCAGGUCUCUCUUUCACAAGCUUGGAGUACCGCCUGCGGCCCUCGAAGAGCUCCGUGACCACCUGACUAGUCUCAACCACAUUGCAGACGGUGGUGGCUCCCUGCAUCUCGAGGCUAUCACACGCGAGUUAUUCCGUGGGACGUGGUUUAGGCUCGACCAGCGCGCGGAGUUAGUCGCCACCGCAGCGGGCGUCCGCCCUGGCGAUCCGCUAGCAGACGUUUUCUUUGCCCUGAGUUUCAGCGCCUAUAUCCGUUCUGUGCAGACUUCCUUGCAGCGGGAAGCCCUUGUUACGGUGCUGCCUCCCUGCGCCACACGCCUGCCAGUCGACGGGCUCGCUGAAGCCCGGGAUUUGCCGCCCGCCUCAUGGGCUGACGAUUUCGCUGCCAUGAUGUCAGCAGCGAAUCCUCCUCAGGUUGUGAGCAAGGUUCGCGCCACCACUUCGGCCUUUCUUACCCAUGCCACCUCCAUCGGUAUGCAGCUUUCCUUUGCCGUCGACAAAACCGCGGCACUUCUGCCGCCUGCCGUCUUAUUUGCCGGCGUGUGUGACCCGCCGCCUUCUGGCGCUGCUUACUCCCAUGCCAUACCCGUUCAUGACGGUGUUACUGGGUGUGUGGUGCAUCUGCCUGCUGUCCAGGCGUACAAGCAUCUCGGCGGGAUCGUUACCUGCUCUGCAUCCCUGCUCCCCGAGAUCUAUUACCGUUACUCGCAGUGUACCUGGACUUUGCGCCCACUGCGGGGUACCCUCUUUGGCAAUCCCAGUAUCCCACUCCCGCUGCGGCGUACACUUCUUGGUUCGCUUGUUGCCACCAAGUUCACUUACGGCUCUGCAACUAUGGAGCUGCACGUCGCCUACCAGUGGCGAUUGUGGGCCAGAUUGUAUACUUCCAUCUGGAAGGCCUUGCAACCACGGUCGUCCUCCGCCCGCAAGAUCCACUCAUACGAAGUCCUGAGGCAGGCCCAAGCACUUGCUCCCCCUCUUGCACUUGCCAAGGCCAGGGCCAGUCUAUACCUUCGGGUUUUAGAGCAUGGACCCCAGACCCUCCUGCAUUUAUGGUGGCUCCAGUGGGAGUCCUCUCCAGAGCGCUCAUGGCUGGCCAUGCUCAAGGGUGAUAUUGAGUAUGUGGCCAUGUAUUGCCCCGCAGCGAAACUAGUAUUGGACUCCCCCUGCCCCUUGCUUGCUUUGACUGAGGCUAUGCUCCAGGAUCGCACAUGGUGGCGCCGGCAGAUCAAUGCUGCCACACGCAUUUAUUUUGCCGACCUCGAUCGCUGGGCACGACUUCGUGCCGAGCCGACUGGGCAGCUGUCACCCUCUCCUCCGCCUGCUGAGGCCGACUUUCAAUGCCCGUUCUGCUCUGCCAGCUUUCCGCUCAAGAAACACCUGAGUGUCCACAUCGUUCGCCGCCAUGGCCUGCCAGCUCCCAAGCGUCUUUUCGCGCCUCACGCUACUUGCCUCGCCUGUCUCAAGCACUUCCACACCAUUCCCCGUGCACAAAACCAUCUUAAGAGUGUCCCUCGCUGUCUUGCCCGGGUACAUCUUCUGAUGCCGCCGUUGGAUUUACCGGCCGUGCGCGCCAUUGAGCAGGCAGACCGCGCGCAUCAAAAGCGCCUACGUACGGGUUGUUGGCAGGCCUUUGAUGCCAACCAACCGGUGCUACAGGCAUACGGCCCAGCCCAGCCUACGCGCGCUGAACUACUCAGCGCGCUAGGGGAAGAUGCCCCGAUCUCCCUACUGGUUCAGCCUCCGCAGAACCCCGCGUUUGCGGCAUGGGUGUGCAGUGAUAUCCACACUCGCACACGAGAACCGCCACGAGCAGGAACGCGUAGUUUCUGGUGGAAGCGUAUCCAGUAG
Messenger RNA from Symbiodinium sp. CCMP2592, 10086 nucleotides. The record is from the annotation of a GenBank genome assembly. NCBI's taxonomy places the organism in Eukaryota, Dinophyceae, Suessiales, Symbiodiniaceae.